UAUAAAGUCGGUUUCAUUUUUUUUUAGAUAAGUAUUUAUAUAUAUUUUUAAAUGAAAUUCAUAUUAUGGGAGAAGAAGAUGAUCUUAAUACUUCUAUUGCACACAUUGUGUUAUGCUGUGUAGCUGGACAAAAUCUAGGGCGUGUGCAUGCCAAAAGUUAUUCACAUCCGGGGAUGCAUGUUAAUUUUUUCGUUCAUGGAAUAUUAGGAUUUUUACACUACCAGAGCGGAAGAUUUAAUAACGAUUUCAGAACACCCUAUUUCAUCAGUUACAGCGCUAGUCGAUAUUUAGCGCUGCCUUGUCUAAUGGCAGAUUUAUACCGUGGCGACCAAAGCUUAAGUACAAUCCAUCUUGUCUCUGGUUUAAUUCCAUUCGUGAUGGCCUUGGCAGGAAACGACAAUCCACAUUUAGGAAAUUUGAUGAUCGCAUGCAAUAUUGUAUCAUUGUGCGUUUAUUCUCAACAGAAUGAUAGGAUUUGGGGAUGGUAUACGGCUGGGGCGGGAGUUAUUGCAUAUUUUUGUACUCCACAAAUUGGUAAAAAAGUCGCGUACCCUUUGUUUCUUGCACUAAUGGAAUAUUGUGCCUAUAAAAUCUUCCGUAUUCAUUUCCCCUCGCCGUAA
This is a messenger RNA of Nymphalis io (European peacock), 620 nucleotides long. RefSeq lists its product as uncharacterized. Bases 66 to 620 code for a protein of 184 amino acids. Lineage: Eukaryota; Metazoa; Arthropoda; Insecta; Lepidoptera; Nymphalidae. The record is from RefSeq and is a predicted model, not a curated record. The transcript has 2 exons.